AUGUCCAGUGUCACAGACCCAGAAGCACAAUACGAAUUAAUUACUAGGGACUUACAAGAAGUUUUAAACGGCCAAAUCAUUAAAGAUGUCUUAGUGAACGAAAAGAGACCGGUGAAAAUUUAUUGGGGUACAGCUCCGACCGGAAAACCUCAUUGUGGAUACUUUGUUCCUAUGGUGAAACUAGCUCAUUUUUUGAAAGCCGGAUGUGAAGUCAAGGUGUUAUUAGCAGAUUUGCAUGCAUUCUUAGACAACAUGAAGGCACCAUUGGAGGUUGUACAAUAUCGUGCCAAAUACUACGAAUGGGUGAUUAAAGCUAUUUUGAGGUCAAUCAACGUUCCUAUUGAGAAGUUGAUUUUUGUCGUUGGUUCUUCUUAUCAGAAAGAUGGCCCUUAUAUUAUGGACCUUUUCAAAUUAUCUAAUGUUGUGUCGCAAAACGAUGCUAAACGAGCUGGUGCUGAUGUUGUUAAACAAGUUGCAAAUCCAUUGUUGUCUGGAUUGAUCUAUCCAUUGAUGCAAGCCAUUGAUGAAGAGCAUUUGGGCGUAGAUGCUCAGUUUGGGGGUGUUGACCAAAGGAAAAUUUUCGUUUUAGCAGAGGAGAAUUUACCAAGUAUAGGAUACAAGAAGAGAGCCCAUUUAAUGAACCCUAUGGUCCCAGGUUUAGGUCAGGGUGGUAAGAUGAGUGCUUCUGAUCCAAACUCUAAAAUAGAUAUUUUGGAAGAACCAAAAGUGGUCAAAAAGAAGGUAAAUAGUGCUUAUUGUGCCCCCGGGGAAACCAAGGACAAUGGUCUUAUAGCCUUCGUUGAGUAUGUCAUACAACCUAUUCAUGAAUUGAAAACAGGAAAAACCGGUUCUUUUGAUCUUACUAUUGAUAGACCUGAGAAAUAUGGAGGACCAAUUCAUUAUGAUUCAGUUGAGCAAUUGAAAAAAGAUUAUACAAAAGGAAACUUGUCACCUCCUGAUUUGAAAAUUGGUGUCGCAGAUAGAAUCAACGAAUUGCUUGCACCAAUUAGAGAAGAAUUUGAAAAGAACGAAGAAUUUCAAUUAGCACAAAAGAAUGGGUACCCAGUUGAGCAACCCAAACAAGAAAAGAAAGUUAAGAAACCAAAGAACAAAGGUACAAAAUACCCAGGAGGUGGAAACCAAACUGGUAAUGUAGAUGCUAAAUCAGAAGCGGAUGUUGCAGCUACAGCAAAAAGUGUUGAAGAAGCGGUAAAGAAGAUAGAGGAAACUAAAAUAGAAUAA
Lodderomyces orthopsilosis Co 90-125 is the source of this 1242-nucleotide messenger RNA. RefSeq names its product tyrosine--tRNA ligase (gene TYS1). The coding region runs from base 1 to 1242 and encodes 413 amino acids. Gene Ontology annotation, biological process: tyrosyl-tRNA aminoacylation. Lineage: Eukaryota; Fungi; Ascomycota; Pichiomycetes; Serinales; Debaryomycetaceae. The transcript has a single exon. Gene Ontology annotation, molecular function: tyrosine-tRNA ligase activity; ATP binding. The record is from RefSeq and is a predicted model, not a curated record.